Molecule: messenger RNA, 894 nt
Organism: Suillus subalutaceus
Lineage: Eukaryota; Fungi; Basidiomycota; Agaricomycetes; Boletales; Suillaceae
Exons: 5
Coding region: 1-894 (297 amino acids)
Source: RefSeq, a predicted model, not a curated record
AUGGAUGUUUCUUCCACUUCCGAUGAUGAAAUAACCCUCUUGCACACUUGGGCCCUGACUGUCACUCAUGUGGCAUGUGAUUAUACGGAACAGAAAUUCAAUGCAGAGAAGACAGGAGGAGACCCAGUUAUACCUUCUCCAAACCUAGACACUGAUCUGGCAUAUAAAAAUCCCAUUCAGAUGCCGAUUGAUAUUGCAAGAUAUAGCAAAUUGAUCUCCCCAAAGGACACGGGGCGUAAUGAAGAGAGAGAGGAAAAGUUGCUCGAGAGGUGUCCUCCUGGCCAUGAGGGCACAAAGUUGAUCGACAUACCCGCGACAAUUCUUGAUGCAUCCGGUGCCAUCAUCGCAUGGUACCUCCCUGAUGCCUUGACCGAUGCCACCCAGAAUGAAAUUUGGGCAGCCUCGGAUUUGCUUGCUCCCAUGCUCGAACAAAGCAUAAAGCUUGAUGGGAUUUGGCGGACUAAUCAACAGUGGUUUACACCAAGCUCGGAAAAUGAUGUCCUAACUCCCGGAUGCGUUAAUUUAUCUCUGGCAUGGUUUCACCAGGGGCACGAGAAUCAGUCCGAUCCAGAGGUAUCUGCAUCAUUGAAGGGACCAUCCUCCAAGAACAUCCUCAAAGCCAUUGCGAGGCCAGCAGCCAUUGCCACAGCGGCACUCAGGGUGAUGCAUCCUGAGCAGUACUGGGCAGGGUUGCAAGCCUUUGCGAACCUCGGAGAAAAGGCACAAAGCAAGGAACUGCCGAAGAUGUCAGAGACUCUCCAGUACUGGGCAAUGGUUUUAACAGCCUCACUGUCAUAUGCAAUCGGGAAACCCCAAAUCAUCGAGACCCCUCAUCAAUUUCCGAAUGCUUCGAUAUUCUCACUAGCGUGGGGAAUUAUUCUAAUGCUUGGAUGA